Messenger RNA from Homarus americanus (American lobster), 3685 nucleotides. RefSeq names its product replication stress response regulator SDE2-like. Bases 91 to 1020 code for a protein of 309 amino acids. The record is from RefSeq and is a predicted model, not a curated record. Lineage: Eukaryota; Metazoa; Arthropoda; Malacostraca; Decapoda; Nephropidae. Gene Ontology annotation, cellular component: nucleus. The transcript is spliced from 7 exons.
AUUUGUUUGGUUCAUUUUGCCUAAUGUAUAUAAGACGAUUUAAAGAUCUUAUUCGUGGUAGUUUUUUAACAUUACUAUAUUGUUGUGUUGAUGUGUGAGGCAAGUGAGUCAAGGGUGAAUUUAUCAAGAGUUGGUACAGCAGCAGUCAGAAUGAUGAUCCUGGAGUCCCACAUCUCAGGUCACCGACAGUCAUGGUGCAUCACGGGUCAAAAAGAUAUGACUGGAAGCCAUGUUUUAGAAGCUUUAACGGAGAGAGAGGGCCAGGUGUCAGAUGUGGUGUUGCAGUGUGCAGGUCGCAUCCUGUCAUCUUCAUCACCAGUGCCUGAGGGAGCAACAGUAGUGGCAACUCUCCGUCUCCCUGGAGGAAAAGGUGGAUUUGGAUCUAUGCUUAGGGCAAUUGGAGCUCAAAUUGAAAAGACAACAAACCGUGAAGCGUGUCGGGACCUGAGUGGCCGACGCCUGAGGGACAUUAAUGAGGAAAAGAGGCUGAAGGACUUUAUCAGCAAGAAGGCAGAAAGAGAGAGAGAAGUACUGCAGCGAAAACGUCAGAAAUUUGAAAAGUUGAAAGAAACUCCAAAACACAUCUUUCAAGAUGAUUCCUACUAUCAACAAAGGGAAAUCAGAGAGAAAAAUUUGUUCGACUCUUUAGAUAAGGCUUUUCAAAAUGAGAAUGGCAGUGGUCCCUCAGGAAUCAAGAGACAGAAACCCAACAUCAAAGAGAAGGAUGAAGUGGAGAGCAAAAGAGGAAGAUUCAUUGAUGACUUGGAUGUAACAAGUGAAGAAGAGAGUGAGAGUGAUGAUGAGGCAGCUUGUGAGGUGAAAGAAGACUGCACUCAGAAAGAUGAAGGAAACAAACAUAAGGAAGAUGAAGGUAAGUCCAGUUGUAGAAACACUGAUGAUGACCAUACAGCAGAAGAUAAAAAGGAUAUUCAAUGUAAUGAAGAUGAACAUUAUCCAGACAAAAGUGGUCAACCUGAUGAUACCUCAGAAAAGUCUGGCUCUGACACUGCUGAAAAAUGAGUGACGGUGUUCCUGCCAGACAUAUUUUUGUGUACAGUAUUUAUAUUUAUAUAUAGUCAGUAGCAGAAGUUCUUCCCAACCCACCCGUAUGAUAUACGGCAGGUGAUCUGGUAACACUGUAUUGGAAAGCAUUGACAAUUAUGCUGCUUUGAAUGGCUAGUUAUUCAAGAUUUACAAUUGGAGAUUGUCUAUGAUUACAUUUCUUGUUUAUAAGUUAAAUAUUAUAAAUAUGUAUAAUGUAGGAAAAUAAUGUUAUUUAGAAAUAAAUGACUGAUACAUCUGGUUCCCCAGUUAUGCAUCAUCCUGCAUAAAUGUCAUAUAUACAGUACUAUUAAAUAGAGUACAAGGAGUCUCCCUCCAAGUGAGUGACACAUGUUAAAUGCCUGCUUAAAGUAAUUUUAUUCAGAAAUACUGGAGAUACAGUAUAUAUUUUUGGUGAUUAAAAUUUCUGUUUAAUGGUUACAUGUUUUGUUUUGUAUGCUGUCCUAGGGUACAAUGCUAAAAAACUGAUGUGACAGCAAUUGCUUUUCAGUACAAUUAUUUCAUAACUGAAAAAUUCGAGGUCAUAAAACUAUAAUGUACAAAAAAAAGGAAUACUUUAUUGCUGUUCUUAGCUUAGACAAAAGAGAACAUUUGCAUUUUAGGCCACAUGAAAAAGCUGCAGUUGUACCUUCGGCAAGUCUUAAUGUGUAACAGCAACAAUAUGGUUAUGUUAUGCCAUUGGACCCUUGAUGCUAAACAGCGACACUUUACAAAAUGUACAGAUAGGUAAUAUGAGGAUCGAUGAAAAUAAGUCGCCUUGUCUAGAAUCAAAAUAGACACCAAGAACAUUGGUGGGAGAACAUUCAAAGUACAAAAAACUAUGAACUUUACCCCUGAUUCUCUUUAUAUAACAAGUUUCUAUCUUCAUCGUCCUCAUAUAGUUUGUAGCCUGACUGAGAUCCUAUUAUGGUGCACAUGAGGCACCUAGCAGAUGAUAGAGAACAUGUAGAUUUUAAUGAAUAAUCUGCAAAUGUUGCUGAGUAUAUGAAUGGGAUAAAACUUUGCAAUUGUUGAUAAAAUAUCAGAAAUGAUUGAUACAGCUCAUUCCAAAAAUAGAAUAAAUUGUUUAAUAACAUUAAUUUAAUGUUAUAGCUAUAUGCACUGAGUUUUUAACACUAUCAUUAAAUUACUAAGAUAAUUUUUUUUUGUUUUUGAUAUGGCAGUGAGACAUUAGGAUAAAAUUGGCUGACAAUCCAAGAUACAAAGUAUGAGAUAAGUCUCAGGGAACUGACAUAUAAAAAAUAUGGGUGAAGCUGCACAUGCUAAUUACCAUCCUGGUUUGAAUUACUCUCAGAAAGGAAUUUCCUUUUGGUGGGGGGGGGAUGAAGGUAGUUAACUCAACUUCCAAACAUUGAACAUACUAUUUGAAGUACAAUACAUACUUCUUUUAAUAACAGAACAGUGAAGCUAUGGCUUGCCUAAAAUUAAAUUUAAUGCCCAUUAAGAGGUCGCGCCCUCUUCCACAGCAACAAGAAGUGAAGUAACGAAGAAGUAUCUACAUUAACCAACUUUCAAAAGAUGGGAACAAUAAGCCUACAACUUUGUGGAUUUUCAAUUACAGAUAAUUGGCAACCAAGUGCAGAGCAACACAAGUCAAGAUGUAAACCAUACAUACAGGUGGUCAUUGCCAAUGUAGGACAAUAAGCCUCCAGAUUUGCUCACCCAUUUGAUUGCCAUAACAUUAGAAGAAUGGUUGAAAAUUUGUUGCUAUUAACAAAAAUUAAAUAUAGAAUGUUAAAUAUUUUUACUGAAUUUACCCUGUUCUAAAUUUAGAAAAUAAUGAUAGAUUAAUUUGGCCCUGCUGCAUACUGUAAACAGUAACUAUUAAAUCUGAUAUAACUUUACAACACUCUGAAGCUGAAUAAAUGCAUAACAGGAUAAUCAGAGGUGCAGAAUCACACAAGUGUAAUGUAUUACAGUAUAACUAAAAUAUUUGUACGAGACCCCAGGUGGACCGUCAUAUUUCGACGUGUCAUUAAAAAAAGGACAAUGGUUAAGGCUGUUAUAUGCAGUUGCAGGCUGGGUAUGUAUGGACUUUUAAUAAUAAAAUGAAAACAUUCAGUACCUUUUGCAGACUAUUCAGUUGUAAUGAAAGACCGUUUGACAUGACGGAAUUAUAAAUGCAAAUUAAAUCAUUUGUUAAUGGCAGUCACUGAAGGACCAUUAUACCAAAACAAGACGAUUUUUGACAUUGCCGGGUAUUGUGCAGGACUUGUGUUGAGUGAGUAGGAUCCUCAUGCCUGCAAAGGAUUCAUAAAAAAAGAAUAAUCAAUGUCAAAGCAUUGCUCCUUAUAAAAUGGCUACACAAAAAAUGAGGUAGGACCUAAUGAAAAUUCUCUCCAAAAAUGUGAACAUAAACGGAAAUGAAAAACUAUGAAAAUUCAACCGGUUCUGUAUAAACAGGGAGGUCCAAGCCAGCCUCAAUUGAGAAAACUCAUACAAUGGGAAGUACCUCAAACCUUUCCAAUAAAGCACCCAAGACAACUAAAAAAAAUCAUCAGCCUAGGCACAAGCAUUAGAUGAAAAUAUAUGUAUUCAAAGUGUAUGAGUUUCAUAUCCACACCAUAUUUAUUUAAAAAUCACCCUAAAGGAUGUUGACAUUAAAUAAAACAUAUACCUUGAA